UAAUUGGGGAUUGUUUAUUGAAACAUUAGCAUAGAAAAAUGAAACAUGAGAAGAUAACUCUACUAAAUAGCCUUUUUCAGAUAGCUAAAAUUCUCUAUGCAGGAUGAGAGUCGUAUUUUGAACUAAUCAGAGUGACAACCGACAAUGAAGUUAUUGGGACAAGGAUAAAAUACCGCGUCGAUCGUGUAGCCGUUAAUAGAUGUCUAUUAAUCACGUGUGCUCAGAUCUAAACUCUAUGAAUUCGUGAAUUCGCAUAAUCUGCUCGCGUGUUUUCCCUGUUUGAAAAACUUGUGUCUCAAAAAUUAUAAAAUAUAUUUUUGACAAACUGCGGAGAAUUUGGUUGACAUUGUCGUCUCGUCUAAUAUAUGUGUUUUGUCUAGAGUAAUAAAGUCGCGUUGCCAAUCUUUGAAAAGAGCUGCAGCUACACAUAUACGUAUGAGAUAGUUUUGUCUCGUAAUACUAUAUACUAUAUAUGCUUUGUGAUUUAUAUUACGCCACGUUUAACUCAAGCUCAAAGUCGGUCUAAGUCAGUCGCGUGUGUACCGUUGGCGGGUGCGGAUCUUUCACGUUCUCGGUUCUUGAUUCGUUCUCCACUCGAUCCCAGGGAUAUCCGAGUGAAAAAGGGAUAUUCGAAUAAGCCAGCACCCUCCGUUUUAGUCUUUCAGUCUCAUUAACGCCUCAAAGUCCAAGUCUUAAAAAUUUUUAGAUGAGAUAAGUAAGAUGUACUGACGCUUGGUUGGAAAUUGUUGAUCAACGAUUUAGAGUGCGUUGCGUGCGAGAGAGAUUAAUCGAUAGAGGAUUUUUAAGCAGAGUUAUCAUCCGGGUCACACAAAUCGCUUCUCAAUUUCAAGAUCACGAGGCAUAUAGUGCCAAUCGCACAGUGCCAUAUCGAUAAAGGAAUACAUUUUAUUUUCAUAAGGGAAACAUGCUGAAAUCUUAUCCCACGCGAUAUCCUACCAGCGGAGCCGGUGGUGGUCGAGUGAUUCGCUUGACAGUGGAUCAGGAAGCGGUUCUUCAAGAGCAAUUCAACAGAUGGCCAAGAGCACCUCAUACCGCGGACGUUGUACUCCUCGCAGCUGAAACGGGUCUUUCCGAGGCAGAUGUUGAAGGAUGGUACGCCAUCAGAUUGGCUCAGUGGCGGAAAGAACAGGGCCUCGGCGGGAAUUUGGGCCUGCACUGAUGAUGUGUGCAUCGCGUUAUCCGCACAAGGCUCUCAAUCUCGUUUCACUUUUGUACCUGAAACUCUUAUAUGUACACGGACUGGUGGCAAGUUAUGCGCAAUGUACCUUCCUUUUAAAAAAAUUAUUUUUAGACAAAAUUUAAAUUUCUUUAAAUUAUAUAUGGUUGAGUUCAAGUUUUACAUUAUUUAUUGUAAAUGUAACGGAACAUGUUUUUCUACACUCGAGCGGAAAAUAAAUUUUUAUAUAUAUAAAAUAUAUUAAACGUAAUGAAAUAUUUAAUUUAAUAUAAUUAAAUGACUAAAUUCAAUUGGAAAUUAAUUACUUGUAUUUGCACACCCCCACGCGUCAGUAAUUAAUAAAAUGACGGUCAGCGAAAUGUAAAAGUGAAGAUAGGAAAACAAGGAGACAGAAUUUCUGAUUUUUGAAAGUAAAAUAUCGGUCUUUUACGUAUUAGAGGAGAUUUAAGGUGAUUUACUAUUACCAACGGCCAGUCUAUGUACAGAAAUGUUUUAUUCUUAAAUUAUGCACAAAUUGCAAUCAAUACAAAUGUAUCUGAAACAAGCAAGUUGGGGGAUAUCUCAGUUUUUUUUAGCUGUCACAAGAAUAUUCAGAUAAAAUGACAGCUGUUUUGUUAGGUGUCGACAUAUUGCAUCAACCGCCAUGUGUUUUUGCAAAAUUCAUGAGACACGUCCGAUUAGUUGUUGUCAUAUCCGGAAGAAGAAACAACUGUUUUAAAUUGAUAACUGAUUUUUAAUAAUAUUAAUAAUCAAUUUAAAACAAUUGAUCAUAUCUAUUUUAUAGCUUAGUAUAGUAAAGCUAGUUUAUUUGUUCAGACAUCCACAUUUCGACUAAGUAGUAUUAUAGUAAUAAAGGUAUGCGCUAAGUCUGCACUUUAGCUAGAUAUCAU
Pogonomyrmex barbatus (red harvester ant) is the source of this 2088-nucleotide messenger RNA. Its product is annotated as homeodomain-only protein. The record is from RefSeq and is a predicted model, not a curated record. Lineage: Eukaryota; Metazoa; Arthropoda; Insecta; Hymenoptera; Formicidae. Gene Ontology annotation, biological process: regulation of transcription by RNA polymerase II; cell differentiation. Gene Ontology annotation, cellular component: nucleus. Gene Ontology annotation, molecular function: DNA binding.